This is a messenger RNA of Amoebophrya sp. A25, 2680 nucleotides long. The record is from the annotation of a GenBank genome assembly. Lineage: Eukaryota; Dinophyceae; Syndiniales; Amoebophryaceae.
GCCAGGGCGCUGAACAGAUCUGAGCUCGGAGGGAAAAAGGGAUAGAAAAAGACGUGUGUCAGAUUGCAGGUAUUCCACAAAAACAGAGCUCGUCCAAAUGGACCAUGAACACGUCGCCCAAUCUCUGUCUUGAAAAACAGGACUGACAUUGGUUAGCAAGUUCCAGGGCAUCUUCCUUGUCGGCUCGCAAAAUGGCGCCCCCAUCAAGAGUCUUGGGGGCGACCUGCGGGCCGCUUGAUCACUUUCGUACAAGGAGAAGAGCAACAAGAAAAAUCCUGGUCUCUCGGAAACGACGAUUGAGCAAUCGUUCGUCUUCUUCGCUUGUUCUUCUAAGUGGAUUGCUGAAUUGCAUCAGGUGGAUUGCAUUAGACGUUUCUCUAGUCCAAGUGCAAGCAACCGAGAGUGCAGCUUCUGUCUUCGACGGGACUGAGUUGCUUCGUAAUGCGGUGUCGCAGCGACAAAAUCAACGCCCCACAGGGGAGCGAUUGAAGGAAUCACAAAGACCACACGUGGGGAGGAAUCCAGGAGAGGAGUCCGAAUCUACGCCAGCUACUCCUAUUCUUGCAGAAUUGCGAACAACAACCGGCAGAAGCGAACUCGCGGACACACAGCAAAGCCUUGAGAUGGAUGCGCGGUGUCCAGUAGCAUCUAACGACGUAUGCGCGCGUGCAGGUGGUGCGCCGAGCUUCAUGCAGAUGCCGUCAAAGCCCCUGGAGUAUCCUAAUCCCAAGGGCGGUCGGGUGCUAAGCUUUGAACCGAAAACGACGUCUGACGGCUUCGGGAUGUAAAUAUUUUGAAUAAAUCUUCUAUUUUCAGUAAGCGGCGAAAAAUGGUAUUUACUAAAAGAUACCUCCACCCAUAUGCGUCCUCGCCCUUAUAUAUAAAUGACACCAAAGUAGUGCGUGCGUAUUUCAACACUGGAUUCGAAAUUUGAGUUUGUUUACCAUCUACUUCUACUUCCUCUCCAAAAAUUCAACAUUCCCUUUCACAUUCAUCAACAUCAAAUCGCCUUCAGAUACAAUGUGGAUUUCAAGCCUGGAAAGUUUAUGUGCAGUAAAUGCGACGUAGCGACUUGUCCCACCUGCAACGUGGUAUGCGACCUCUCCUCGUGCAGUAAUAUCCACUUCUACGAAACGGAGUGCUGGUGUCGGAGAAAAAGUGACGUGAAACUCAAAUCUCCCCUUUGGCGUUUGAGGAGGUAAAUGAACUCUUAUCAAUUUUCCGAAUGAUGUCUUUGGUGAUUGUCUACCUACGCCUUGAUCGAUGCAUGUUCUGAUAUUUGAGAUGUGAACUAAUUGUAGUUCUGAUCGUUAUCAUGAAACAAUUUUAGCUCUUAUGCUCCUGAAUACGUAAUAUUUACUAAGUCCUUAAUAGAAUGAAUAAUAGAUAGUAGAAGAUACUGUCUGCAGACACUGGGUAAUGCCCGUUUCAUCGCGCCAGUAGGUUAGUAGUAUUUUGACUAGAGACAGGAUGAACAUCUUUAUUCGUGCUUAUUUUUUUCCCUACGUUGAUGUACAGUGAUACGGACGGACAGUUUGUGCUGAGUGGGUCAGUUCACAAGGUUUUCUGCAAUGAGCAAUGCGGAGGCGGCGUUUGCGACAUGGAUGGCUUGUUAUGACGGAAGGACCUGUUCAUAUGGACUUCUUGAUGAUAGGGACUUCCUGAUAUGAUGAGUAUUUGUUUCAUCACGAUGACCUUGUAGUUACAUCAUUUUCACAGUUAUUUUCGUGCACAAUAGAUACAGCUUCUAACCAUUCAAGUUUAGGAAUUCUCCUUUCAUUUUGGUACAAUCCCCUUCUGUCCUCUCCUACACACAAAUACAAAUCAAACAAGCCCUCCUUGCUUCUUUUUCAUAAGUAUCUAUGUACACAACUUUUACCGGUUGAUAUCCGCUUUCCGCUUUUCAUACCUACAAUGCCAACCUUACAAAACGGCACAAUCUCCGUUACCGUUUGAUAUCCACUUUCCCCUUUCAUACCUACAAUGCCAACCUUACAAAACGGCACAAUCCCCGUUACCGUUUGAUAUCCACUUUCCCCUUUCAUAGCUACAAUGCCAACCUUACAAAACGGCACAAUCCCCGUUACCGUUUGAUAUCCACUUUCCCCUUUCAUACCUACAAUGCCAACCUUACAAAACGGCUUGUCGUCCUUGGUGGUGGUGUGGCUUAGAUCCACCGGCAGAAACGCUGAAAGACGACACCUGGCAAGGCAUCUCAGGCGAAGAGUAUCUUCGACUAGCUACUCAAGUUUUUUUUUCAGGCGAAGAGCAUCUUCUAUUGCUCAAGACAUCAAUUUGAUGUUUAGAGGAAAGGUAAAAUGUUAGAGCUAUCGACUUAAUCUAGGUGAAGCGUAUCUUCCACUAUUACAUAUCAAUUACUGAUCAGUCCUUGAUGAUGAUGAUGUUAGUCGAUUCGGAUUGGACCGACGACUUCCCUGAAUCUUAACCGAGAAAAAGAAAAUGUGAAGAGGAAUUACGAUGAGCCUUAACACAGGAACCAGCAAGGAAUAAUUGUUCUCCUCGGAUCGUCGCUGUACUCCUACCUAUUUGUGGGAUUUUUCUCAACACAAGGAAAUAGAUGGUCACGCUCACAUUGCACAACAUAUAUUCUACAAACGAGGUAUACGACGUCUUUUCUGCAGAGGUCACAGGAGCAAGAGUCCGCGGAAGCUGUAAGUAG